Medicago truncatula (barrel medic) is the source of this 3953-nucleotide messenger RNA. Its product is annotated as LEAF RUST 10 DISEASE-RESISTANCE proteinUS RECEPTOR-LIKE PROTEIN KINASE-like 2.1. Lineage: Eukaryota; Viridiplantae; Streptophyta; Magnoliopsida; Fabales; Fabaceae. The transcript has 6 exons. The record is from RefSeq and is a predicted model, not a curated record. Gene Ontology annotation, molecular function: polysaccharide binding; protein kinase activity; ATP binding. Gene Ontology annotation, biological process: protein phosphorylation. The coding region runs from base 154 to 3822 and encodes 1222 amino acids.
AUUCUGAGGUUGAGCAAGUCAACCAUCUAAAAAGUUAUUCAAAAAAUAUAGACAAAGAUACUCUUAAUCGCAUUGUUUCAAUAAAACAUAUUAGUUGAGUUCAAAAUAUUUGGUGAAAUACUCUCAAUCUAGAACCAGAGGCAAGCCUUCAAAAUGAACAGAAAAAGCCUUCUGUUUACCUUUAAGCCCUUCUAUUGUCCCCUGUUUUAUUCAUACAUGACCCUUUUUUAUCUUCUUACCACAACCACUCUAUGCUCUAUAGACACAAAAUUUGAAGCUUGUGAACCCAAAACAUGUGGCAACCAAAGUAUAAGCUACCCUUUCUAUAUCAAAGGAUUACAACAACCCUAUUGUGGUUACCCUGGUUUCGGUCUCUCUUGUGACAAUAAUAUUGGUUCCCCAAUCCUCAAUCUUUCUAACACAAAACACAUAAUCGACCAAAUUUUCUAUGAAAACCAAUCAUUAAGAGUGUCCAACAAUGCUGUUAUUUCAGGAUCAGAAGGUUGUUUUUAUCCUAACCAGAACCUAACUAUUCCCAAGGAUAUAUUCUACCUUGCUCCCAAUCAAAGUGAAGUCAUAUUGUUCUUUGGAUGUGACUCAACAAAGCUGCCCAGAGAGCUGCAAGGGAACACAAUUGGUUGUUCAGCUGAAAACAAAACGAGUUCGGUUGUGGCAAUAUACGAGGGUUAUAAAAAUGCAAGCUUUGUGUCAAAAAAUUGCACGGGUAAGGUGGUGAAUGUAACGGUGGAAAAUGAUGUGAAAGGAGGGAUUGAAGAGAAGCUGGGUAAAGGGUUCCGGUUGAAUUGGAUUGCCAGUGACUGUUCCGAUUGCAGCAGCAGUGGAGGAAGGUGUGGCUUCGAUUCAACUUUAUACAUUUUCAGAUGUUACUGCACCGACAGAGUUCAUUCUGCAAAAUGUAAUACAGCAGUAGCAGCCGGUGGGAAGUCUACAAUGACAAUAGUUGGCUCGGUGGCUGGAGUUGCAUUUGCCUUGCUGAUUAUCUUAGUUUGUUGGUUUAGGACAAAGAUCUUCCCUCCCACAUUUCUUUUGUUAAGGAAAGACAGUCCAACACAUGAAAUUAUUGAGAAGUUUUUGAAGGAACAUGGACCUCUUCCAGCUGCUAGGUACACUUAUUCAGAUGUCAAGAAAAUAACAAACUCUUUCAAAAACAAAUUAGGUCAGGGAGGAUACGGAAGUGUAUACAAAGGGAAGUUAAAUGAUCAGCGGAUUGUUGCAGUGAAGGUUUUAAGUGAGUCAAAAGGUGAUGGUGAAGAUUUCAUCAAUGAAGUUGCAAGUAUUAGUAGAACUUCACAUGUCAACGUUGUUAGACUUUUGGGGUUCUGUCUGGAUGGUUCUAAAAAGGCACUAAUAUAUGAGUUUAUGCCAAAUGGAUCUCUUGAGAAGUUCAUAUACGAAGAGAAAAAUCCAUUGAAGGAUGAUCGCCAAUUGGAUUGCAAAAUAUUGUAUGAUAUUGCAGUUGGUGUUGCUCAUGGAUUGGAGUACUUGCACAGAGGCUGCAACACUAGAAUCUUACAUUUUGACAUAAAACCUCAUAAUAUAUUACUUGAUGACGAUUUCUGCCCUAAAAUUUCAGAUUUUGGACUUGCUAAAAUAUGUCCAAGAAAAGAAAGUAUUGUAUCCAUAUUUGGCGCAAGGGGAACACCAGGAUAUAUUGCUCCAGAGUUGUUCUCCAGAAAUUUUGGUGGGGUGUCACAUAAAUCAGAUGUUUAUAGUUAUGGAAUGAUGGUUUUAGAAAUGGUUGGCCGAAGAAAGAACAUUAAGGUCGAAGUUGAUUGUUCUAGUGAGUUAUAUUUUCCACAUUGGAUUUACAAGCGUCUUGAAUUGAAUCAGGAUCUUGGACUCAGGUGUGUUAAAAAUGAAAUUGAGGAAGAAAUGGUAAGAAAAAUGACAGUGGUGAGUUUAUGGUGCAUACAAACAGACCCUUCGCAUCGACCGGCAAUGCAUAAAGUGGUGGAAAUGCUGGAAGGGAGCCUUCAAUUGUUGGAAAUACCACCCAAACCAUUUUUGUCUUCUCCUUCAAUAUCACCUAAUGAUCUAUCAUCUGAAAUAUUGGUUAGUAGUGAAGUAUUGUCUGGUUUGCCAUGUCCAAGGCAACUAAGCAGCUCAUACAUGAAAUUGUAUGGAAGCGGAUACACAUAUAACUGUCCGCACUCAUUCAGUUGUGGAGCUCGUGGGGUUUUCCGUUACCCUUUCACCAAGGCAGAACAACUAGACUGUGGCUCCAUACUCAUACAUGGCUGUGAUGACAGCUAUUAUUCACCCAAAAUGAUCCAACUGGAGAAGAAUGCAAAAAAAAUUGAGCUAACUAGCAUCAUUGACCAGAAUACCAUUACAGUUUCUGAUCAAGAAUUUUACAAGCGUUUGCAAGAUAAUCUUUGUGAUACUUUGAAACAAAACUACACUCUUCCUCCUGCUUCUCCAUUUGUUUCUUUUUAUAUAAAUAAUAAUGUAACUCUUUUCCUAUGCAAUCGCAGCCAUAAUAUCAAUCCUCCAGCACAGUAUUUUAAACACAACUGUUCUUCCUUUUCCUACGACAUCUAUUAUAACAGGAAGCCGUAUCUCAAUGUUACUAAUGAGAAGGCAGAUAGCUUUUUCUCAUCCUGCUCGGUUCUUCAGUUUCCAUCUAAAGACUUGACUGAUACCAGACACAUUUUAUCAUUUGUUUCUGCUCAAAUGUACAAUUCUACAGCAGCCAUGGUGAUUGUUGGAGUUGCAGUGCUGAUAAUGUUGGGUUACUGCAUUAGAACGAAGAUCUUCACUCCAGCAUUUCCUUUGCUCAGGAAGGAGAAUACAACUCAUCAAAUUAUUGAGAUGUUUUUGAAGGAACAAGGACCGCUUCUUGCUGCUAGGUACAGUUAUUCAGAAGUCAAGAAAAUAACCAACUCUUUUAGAGACAAAUUAGGUCAGGGAGGAUACGGAAGUGUAUACAAAGGGAAGUUACGUGAUCAGCGGAUUAUUGCAGUGAAGGUUUUAAGUGGGUCAAAAGGUGAUGGCGAAGAUUUCAUCAAUGAAGUUGCAAGUAUUAGUAGAACUUCACAUGUCAACGUUGUUAGACUUUUGGGGUUUUGUCUGGAUGGUUCUAAAAAGGCACUAAUAUAUGAGUUUAUGCCAAAUGGAUCUCUUGAGAAGUUCAUAUACGAAGAGAAAAAUCCAUUGAAGGAUGAUCGCCAAUUGGAUUGCAAAAUAUUGUAUGAUAUUGCAGUUGGUGUUGCUCAUGGAUUGGAGUACUUGCACAGAGGCUGCAACACUAGAAUCUUACAUUUUGACAUAAAACCUCAUAAUAUAUUACUUGAUGACGAUUUCUGCCCUAAAAUUUCAGAUUUUGGACUUGCUAAAAUAUGUCCAAGAAAAGAAAGUAUUGUAUCCAUAUUUGGCGCAAGGGGAACACCAGGAUAUAUUGCUCCAGAGUUGUUCUCUAGACAUUUUGGUGGGGUGUCACAUAAAUCAGAUGUCUACAGCUAUGGCAUGAUGGUUUUAGAAAUGGUUGGUCGAAGAAAGAACAUUAAGGUUGAAGUUGAUUGUUCUAGCGAGUUAUAUUUUCCACACUGGAUUUACAAGCGUCUUGAAUUGAAUCAGGAUCUUGGACUCAAGUGUAUUAAAAAUGAAAUUGAUGAAGAAAUGGUCAGAAAAAUGACAAUGGUGAGUUUAUGGUACAUACAAACUGACCCUUCACAUCGACCAGCAAUGAAUAAAGUGGUGGAAAUGUUGGAAGGGAGCCUUCAAAUGUUGGAAAUACCACCAAAACCCUUUUUAUCUUCUCCUUCCACAUCUUCACUCCAUUUAUCAUCUGAAACAUUGUGAUUUAUAUGGAUAUUAAGAUGCAAUGCAGAGUAUGUACCACUAGAAAAGAAUGUCAUGAUAAUUUAAAGGGUUAAUAAUGUUUUUCACCCCUGUAAUAUAUGUCAUUUUUGGUUUUCGCCCCUAUAAAAUUU